AUGUGUGGAAUUUGUGAUAAGUUUAUAAAAUUCAUAAUCUAUUUGAUAAAUCCUAAUAUUUUAGUAUUGUAUUCAUUACAGAAUGCAAUUUAAGAUGAAAAAUUAAGAAAAGAAUAUUAAUUAAAUCUAUCAUCAUUAGUAGUGAUAACAUAAAAUAAAAAACUAAUAAAAUCAAAAGCAAUUUUUUAUUUACUUAAGUUAACUAAAUUUAAAUAUCUUAUUUAAAUUCAUUGA
Paramecium primaurelia is the source of this 234-nucleotide messenger RNA. The record is from the annotation of a GenBank genome assembly. NCBI's taxonomy places the organism in Eukaryota, Ciliophora, Oligohymenophorea, Peniculida, Parameciidae.